AUGCCUUUCAGGCAAAAGCGAAUAGAUACCUUCAAUAUACCUGAUGCUAUUAGUUCUAUGCGAGGCAUUCUACAUGAGAUAGAUUUCAUGGUGUAUGAAGGACAAGCUUGGCUAGACUUCUACAAUGUUCUGAAAAAAGUUUAUGAAAAUGAUGCAGUAAAGCGUGUUGAACGGCUUUGUUUCGUCAUUAUCGCCAUGGAAAGAGCAAUACUGUUAGUCUGCGAAAGAAAAACUAACAGUAUCUUCGUUUUUGAUUCGCAUGCUCAUGAGCGUGGAACAUCGGGUGCUUUCAUAUCAGCAACCAAGUUUUCAAACCUCCUACAAUUCUCCAUGCAUUUAUUUUCCCUGUUUUUCCCUGAUGUGGUCACUCGAGGACAGUCCCAAAAGUUUGAAAUUUCGUGCAUUCAAUUGAACAAUUCUGAUAAAAUCACUGAAAAGAUUUUCCCAAGAAAGUUUGGAAUUUUGAAACAAAAAGUUGCAUCACAAAAGCCAAAGAACUUCUAA
Molecule: messenger RNA, 504 nt
Organism: Auanema sp. JU1783
Lineage: Eukaryota; Metazoa; Nematoda; Chromadorea; Rhabditida; Rhabditidae
Source: the annotation of a GenBank genome assembly